AUGUUGUGGAGUCCUGGUUAUGUCCCAAAACACAGUUUUAUUGCUUGGUUAGCUGUUCAAAACAAGCUCAGAAUUAAGGAUAAACUGAAGGCUUGGGGUUCGAUUGACAAUGACAUUUGUGGUUUAUGCAAUGUUGCUGUUGAAACUAUUGAUCACAUCUUCUUUGAAUGUUCUGUAUCCUUGAUGGUGAUGCAGAGAGUUUUGCAGAAUUGCAACAUCAAUAGAAAUGUGCUUAGCUGGAGAAGAGAAGUCGCUUGGUUUAGCAGGAAAACUAUGGGCAAAAGUGUGCUAGCAAGGGUUAGAAGAAUUGCUUUUGUCAGCAGUAUUUACAACAUCUGGAGAGGGAGGAAUAGAAAGAUUUUUGAAGAAGUUGAUGUUACUGGUGAAGAAAUUUUCAGAUGGGUCAGGCAGGAUGUGCUUUUAAAGCUGCUGGCCAGGAAUGGUGAGUCUGUAGCCCUCCAUCAAAUGCAAGAGAAUUGGAAGUAG
Molecule: messenger RNA, 486 nt
Organism: Mercurialis annua (annual mercury)
Lineage: Eukaryota; Viridiplantae; Streptophyta; Magnoliopsida; Malpighiales; Euphorbiaceae
Exons: 1
Coding region: 1-486 (161 amino acids)
Source: RefSeq, a predicted model, not a curated record